CUGCUCCAAAAGAUGACACAACCACUGAAGCGCGUCAAGUCCAACAACGAUGCCAUCACCCCCGUCGCCAUUGUGACCGGAGGGUCCAAGGGAAUUGGCGAAGCUUGCGUCGAGAAGCUCCUCUCGAAGGGGUAUGACGUGUACAACCUCGACAUUGCACCGUCCAAGAUCGGAAAUUUCGUCGAAGUCGACGUUGGCCGCGUGGCUGACGUGGAAGCUGCGAUUGCUACGAUUGCAGCCCAAACUGGUCGCAUUGAUGUCUUGGUUGCCAACGCCGGUGUGUACUUGAGCGCGAACAUUGAAGACACGACCGAGGAAGCCCUCGACAGAAUCAUCUCGAUCAAUAUCAAGGGCGCGUAUGCUGCAGUCCGAGCAGUGCUUCCAAGCAUGAAGGAGCAAAAGAAGGGCAGCAUCAUAUUGAUGUCAUCGGACCAAGCGUUUGUGGGCAAGAAAACCUCGUUUGCGUACAACAUGUCCAAGUGUGCAUUGGCGUCGAUGACCCGCACGACAGCGCUGGACUAUGCGAGCUUCAACAUCCGCGCGAACGCAGUGUGCCCUGGCACGAUCGACACGCCAUUGUACCGCCGCGAGAUCAACCUGUGGGCAGAAACAUCGGGUACCCCCGUCGAGGACAUUCACGAGAGCAUGGGGUCGUUUCAACCGUUGAACCGUGUCGGGUUGCCGGUGGAAGUCGCCAACUUGGUGGCGUUCUUGGCAAGCGACGAGGCGUCCUUCAUCACGGGCAGCUUGCACUCUGUCGACGGCGGGUUCGUCGCCCAAUAAAGCUGACUGUAGUAUAUGCCAUGGCAUCGUUCCAUUAUCA
This is a messenger RNA of Aphanomyces invadans, 823 nucleotides long. RefSeq lists its product as hypothetical. The record is from RefSeq and is a predicted model, not a curated record. The coding region runs from base 13 to 783 and encodes 256 amino acids. The transcript has a single exon. Lineage: Eukaryota; Oomycota; Saprolegniomycetes; Saprolegniales; Verrucalvaceae.